AUGGUAGGCAGGCUCGUCCGACGCUCCUUCCAGAACAUCGGUAAGAACUUGAUGGAAUUUAUGCAGCUUCCUCACAUGUCUCCUGAGACUCUCCAUCAGCUUGUCACCCUUGAGGGCAGAGAACAUAUUGAUAGGGCACUGGCUCAAGGCAAAGGUGCGAUCAUCCUGACGGCUCACUUUGGCAAUUGGGAGCUUCUUGGUGCUAGCAUCCUUGCACAUGGCUAUACAAUUCGCGGGAUCACCCGUCAGCUGCGAUCCAAACGUUUAGACGCUAUUGUUAGCAGCUAUCGAGAAAAGGUUGGAUGGCAAGGCAUAGACCGGGAUCGAGCAGUUCGCGAAGUAUUACGCGGUCUCAAUCGAAAUGAACUGAUCGCGAUUCUUGCAGAUGUGGACACCCGUACUCGAGGGAUUUUCGUUGAUUUUUUCGGCAAACCUGCCUACACACCUUAUAGUCCGGUAGCUUUCGCACUCAAGACAGGGGCUGCGAUUUUACCAACUUUUAUUGUCCGUCAACCGGACAAUUCACACCGUGCUAUCAUCGAAGCACCAUUGCCUCUACAACAGAGCGGAGAGAAAGAAGAAGAUCUCUUGGUUAACACGCAGCAGUUCACCAAAGUCAUUGAAUCUUACAUUCGACGCUACCCGGAACAGUGGAUCUGGAUGCAUGAACGCUGGAAAACACAACCUGAAUAA
Molecule: messenger RNA, 693 nt
Organism: Geodia barretti
Lineage: Eukaryota; Metazoa; Porifera; Demospongiae; Tetractinellida; Geodiidae
Source: the annotation of a GenBank genome assembly